Mercenaria mercenaria is the source of this 2132-nucleotide messenger RNA. Its product is annotated as cadherin EGF LAG seven-pass G-type receptor 2-like. Bases 269 to 988 code for a protein of 239 amino acids. The record is from RefSeq and is a predicted model, not a curated record. Gene Ontology annotation, molecular function: calcium ion binding. Gene Ontology annotation, cellular component: membrane. The transcript has 5 exons. Lineage: Eukaryota; Metazoa; Mollusca; Bivalvia; Venerida; Veneridae. Gene Ontology annotation, biological process: homophilic cell-cell adhesion.
AAUAUGUUUUUCUUACAGCAAUUUGCAAAUAAGCUUAUUCGUUAUAUUUAACGUGCUUUCUUUUCAUUGCAACCGUAUUUGUUGAAUAAUGUGUCAUAUCAACCGCCGGUAGACCUGGCAACAGCACUGUAAUAACAAAUAUUUGGAUUUAUUUUCAGACUAGCCAUGGAAACUGCCGAUAGAGACAGUAUAAAUAGGCCCAGACUCAAAGGAUCGACAAAACCGGAAAUUAUUUCAACUAAGGGAACUGACAUAUCUUUAAUUCACCAUGGCGGUGAUUGCAAGGACAUUAACUAGUCUUCUCUUAUAUCUUGCGGCAUUUUAUGCUACAGAUGCUACAAUUACUUGGAGUACCCCAGCCAGUGGAGACGGUACUGCAAGCGUAGCCGAAACCGCAGCUGUUGGAGACGCAGUUGAAACUUUAGCGGCCACUUCCGAUGGAACUCUGGGAGAGUUCACACUACUGACUAAAGGCACUCCAUUCACAUUAGCAGUUGGUGGAGCAUUGACAGUUGCCUCUGCUACCCUCGACUUUGAAACAACACCAACCUACGUAUUAAGUAUUCAGGGUGUCGACGAUACAUCUACUUCAACAGCAACACUAACUGUAUCCGUCACUGACGCAAAUCAUGACCCAACGUUCAGUUCUUCCACCUUCAGUACUUGCGCGGCCGACGGAUCUGUAGCUGGUACGACAGUGUACACCCUAUCUGCAACCGAUCAGGACUCAGGAGACACACUUACUUACUCCAUUACAGGUGGAAACACAGGCACCGACUUUGUAAUUUCUUCAGAUAAGAUUGUUACAGCAAAUGCACUUAACAUGGCUACAGCUGCAAGCUACGACCUGAUAGUGCAAGUCAGUGAUGCCACAGCGACUGCAAGUGCAACCGUCACUGUUUCGGUUUCUGCGAGCUGCAACAGCGCAAAGGCUUUUGUCUUCAGCCUUUUAACCAUCCUCACAGCUCUUGUUGUCGCUCUAAAUUAAAUCUCCCCAAAAUACUUUAAGAAGGCCACAAGUAGAUAAAAAUAAAUAUAUAUAGGAAAUCUUUUCAUUGAAACUGUCCAAGCAAAUAACACAUUACCAAAAUAGACAAAAUGAUAUCAUAAAUAAUUGCUUUAAGAUCACCGACAACGAAAUAGUUUAAGCUGGUACCCUGAUUUAACAGUAGAAAAAGAUUCAGUAGUUUUAAAAUUUCAUACAAUUUGCUUAAUGUAAAAGCAUAAUGAACUGCGUGUGUGUAUUGUUUAUAUAUCAGUACUCUAGGUGAGAGGACCUUUCGACCAAGAACAUUUAACGCACACAAUAUGACCGCUUACCGUAUUUGCACUAUAAGGAAAACGAGCAGUAAAUCUUAUAUAUUUUAAAAUACACCAUAGUCUUUUGAAAUGAAAAACAAUCCAAAAGUCCUUUAAAUAAAUGUUACAUUGUCCAAAGAUACAAUUAAACAAUUAACUGGAAUAGCUCUACAUAGUUUAACACGUGUCCAUGUCACUAACGAAAUCAUGCAAUAAGUUAAUGUCCUGUGUUUAGGUCUAUUCCCUUAAGUACUAGGUGUUUUCUUUGUGUUUCUUUUUUUCUCAUCGUUAUGUAUUUAAGAAACGAUUUCAUUAAUGAGAUACGAGCGUAUCGAUGUUGAAGUUGUUUCACAGUUAAAGUGUGCUUCUUUUGUACAGUUAAGACUAUUUCUAGCAUACAUGUUUUCUUAAUAUUUCUUUUUAAAGGUUAUUCCAUUUAAUUCAAAAGCAUCUUUUUCUAUUUAUUGUUGAUCAAAACUACAACUUAUAUACCAAAUGUAAGAAGUUAUCAACAAUGUAAAAGGGACAACCGUACUUACAUUCAGGUUAUGUGGGGACAAAUUACGAGAUUACAGUCAGUUGUAGGAUUUCUUUUACAUUUUAUUAACUAAGAACAAAAUGCCACAUUUGUAGAUGAAACUAUUUAGACGAUGUUACUUAUUAACAUUAAUGUAUUGAUUUUAUCUUACUUAUUGAUUUACUAUUUCUCAAAGGCUUCUUGACUUUCUAAUGGUCGUCCCUUAAUGAACAGAAAUGAAACAGAUAUUUGUUUUGUUUAUAUGGCUAUUGUCAAUAAAAAUUUGAUUAUCCUAAUAUUGUUGUUUAUUAUAUAU